This is a messenger RNA of Blastomyces dermatitidis ER-3, 369 nucleotides long. RefSeq lists its product as uncharacterized. The transcript is spliced from 2 exons. The record is from RefSeq and is a predicted model, not a curated record. The coding region runs from base 1 to 369 and encodes 122 amino acids. Lineage: Eukaryota; Fungi; Ascomycota; Eurotiomycetes; Onygenales; Ajellomycetaceae.
AUGUCCUCCCCAGCCGUCCCCUACCUCCACGUCCUCAGCGGGUUAGCAAAGCGACCCGAUGAAGAACACGUAGACAAGGCACGGGCUGCAAUCUGUGAUAGUCAUGAGGCGAUUGCCAAUAGUCCCAAACACCACUGCAUCAGACUAAUGCCGGGGAAGUACGCUGCGCGCGAAGCAUUCCUGAGGUCACGGAAUAUUGCGCCAGAGCAACCACCCCGCCUCAUGUUCGAUGCCAGAAUGAAUACAAUGCAAAUUAGCUCAAGGGGCCCUUUCCCACCACCGGAAGGCUCUAUCAGCCUCACUUCACCGAGUCCCGGCCCGAGUACAACCGGUAGUACCGCUGUGCCACACGUGGUUGAAUGGGAGUAG